AUGGAUGAAAAUGAAAGCAACCAGUCCCUGAUGACAGGCAGCCAAUAUCCUAAAGAAGUAGUAAGAAAGCGCCAAAAUUCUGCACGGGAUUCUGGAGGAAGUACUUCUUCUAGGUUUUCCAGGAAGAGUUUCAAACUGGAUUACAGACUAGAGGAAGAUGUAACGAAAUCAGAGAGAGGGAAGGAUGGGAGAUUUGUUAAUCCUUGGCCAACAUGGAAAAGUAUCUCUAUCCCAAGUAUUCUCAGAUGGCUGAUAAUGGAAAAGGAUCACAGCAGCAUUCCGAGUUCCAAAGAGGAACUUGAUAAAGAACUCCCUGUGCUUAAGCCAUAUUUUGUCAAUGACCCCGAAGCAGCGGGAGUGAGCGAAGCCGGCCUGAGAGUCACGUGGCUGGGACAUGCCACGGUCAUGGUGGAGAUGGACGAGCUCACCUUCCUCACAGACCCCAUGUUCAGCUCUCGUGCUUCACCGUCGCAGCACAUGGGCCCAAAGCGUUUCCGGCACGCACCGUGCUCGGUCAGCGAACUGCCCCACAUCGACGCCGUCCUCAUCAGCCACAACCACUACGACCACCUGGACUACAGCUCUGUCCUCUCUCUGAAUGAGCGAUUCGGCAAUGACUUGAGGUGGUUCGUGCCGCUGGGUCUCCUCGACUGGAUGCAGAAAUGUGGCUGUGAGAACGUGAUCGAGCUGGACUGGUGGGAGGAGAACUGUGUCCCCGGGCAUGACAAGGUCACCUUUGUCCUGACACCUUCCCAGCACUGGUGUAAGAGGACUCUGUUGGAUGACAACAAGGCUCUGUGGGGCAGCUGGUCUGUGUUGGGCCCUUGGAAUCGGUUCUUUUUCGCAGGAGACACUGGGUAUUGCUCUGCUUUUGAAGAGAUAGGAAGGAGAUUCGGACCUUUCGACCUUGCCGCUAUUCCCAUCGGAGCAUAUGCGCCAAGGUGGUUUAUGAAAUACCAGCAUGUGGACCCAGAAGAAGCUGUAAGGAUUCACAUUGAUGUUCAAGCAAAGAAAUCUGUGGCCAUUCACUGGGGAACUUUUGCCUUAGCAAAUGAGCAUUACUUAGAGCCUCCUGUGAAACUGAAUGAGGCUCUAGAAAGGUAUGGACUUAAGAAUGAAGACUUUUUUGUCUUGAAGCAUGGGGAAUCAAGAUACCUACAUAACAAUGAAGAAAGCUUUGAAUAA
Pipistrellus nathusii (Nathusius's pipistrelle) is the source of this 1185-nucleotide messenger RNA. Lineage: Eukaryota; Metazoa; Chordata; Mammalia; Chiroptera; Vespertilionidae. The record is from the annotation of a GenBank genome assembly.